AUGUCACAAUUCUUCUUAUUAAGAGACACAUUGAAAAGAAAGCAACAUACAAGUGUACGUUUCAUAAACAAACGCACCGAUGCAAAAUCUGUUGGUAAUAUAUCUGCCCCAUUGUCUACACCAGCAUUGUCAUCAUCAUCAUCUCGUACCACAUUAGCAUCUGUUGGUACUGUAUCUGCCCCAACAUUUGUUUCACAUGUUGGUGCCACAUCAUCAACACAUGCAUCAUCCAUACCUACAUCAUCCAACCAGUCUUCCUUACCUACAUCAUCUACCCAAUCAUCUAUACCUACAUCUAUCCAAUCAUCUCCACCUGCAUCUACUACAUCAUCUGUACCUAGAUCCGCAACAAAUUGUAGUGAAUCGGUUGAGGAAAAUGUUGGUGUUCAACAUCAAGGGUAUUUACUUGGAUCUACAGGACUGGAUGGGCGUCUAUAUAUUGGAGUGCGAGAUAAGGAGUUAUUUCCUUCGGGCCCAUGUUCUUCCAUUAUCUAUGAAUCUUUUGGUGAAAGAGCUGAUUUAAAUGGGUAUAGUUGGGCAACUUUAAGUGAUGAGACAAAACUCCUUUAUUGGGACGAGUUUCAUAAGAAGCUUUGGGGACAUGAUCCGGCACACCAUGAACUAUUCUUGUAUACUCACACUAAGAAUCACGAUGGAGUGACUUUUUUAGUUGACAAAGCUAAAAAAAUUCAUGAUGAUUUUAUGGAACGAUGUGAUCGGUUGGAAGCAAUAGGAGAGGAAAUUGAUGAGGACAAACUAUUUUAUGAUGUUGUUGGGGGACACGAUCGAAAAAAGAGAUUAUAUGGAUUUGGCUCAUAUGGAAAGCGCAUUCGUUCUAGUAAAGGAUCUUCUGAAAUACAUUGUGAACAAUACGAGGAUAAUAAUGCCGAGACAAAAGUCGAGAUUGAGAAUUUGAAGAAGUUAGUUGAGACACAACGCGAACAAUAUGAGGAUAUUCAACAAAAAUAUGAGGAUGUUCAGCAAAAAUAUGAGGAUGCUCAGAAAAAGAAUGUGGAGUUUCAGCAAAAAAAUGUGGAUGUUCAAGCAAAGUCUGAACUACAACUUGCACAAGCAAUGAAUGUCAUUAACACAUUGAGUGAACAGGUCAAAACUUUUAUUAAUCAAUGA
Messenger RNA from Lactuca saligna, 1128 nucleotides. Lineage: Eukaryota; Viridiplantae; Streptophyta; Magnoliopsida; Asterales; Asteraceae. The record is from the annotation of a GenBank genome assembly.